CUUUUGAGAUUGUUUUUUUCACUCACAUAAUUUGCAUGAAAUUUAUCCACCAGCAUUUAAAAAAAAUAAUUGUGCAUAGUCUUCAGUGAGAUGUGUGCAUUUUCACCCAUUUUUGUUCACGCCUUUUCCACUGCCUACAAUGCCCCCUAUCAACCGUCUCUACCAAUCUGUAUUCAUUUCCUUCAGCGCAUCUCACUGCUGUGUGCUUAAAACCAUCAGACUUAUUUCUCUUCCCUUAUCAAUUAUGUAUGUUUCCCAUACCAUAUCAUUUUCCACUUGCAGGUAGAAGACAGGGACCACGCCUAAAGAUAAGAAUCUUUAUAUUCCCAGCAUCUAGUACAGUGCCCGAAAUGUAGGAGGUAUCCAGUAAAUAAUUUUUUGGAUGUAUGAAUGACUGAAGUUGCUCUACUGGAUUCUUAUAUUGUGUCUUGGGUAUGUGCUGUCUUCCCAACUAGACUCGAAGCUAUGUUGUAAAUUUGAGAGCAGCAACUCCAUUCUAUUUACUAGUAUAGGCGAGGUCCCAGUUAGGGUUGCCGUAGACAUUUGUAUGUGGCUUCAGUGAGCGUGUGUCUUUGUGUACAUGGGGGUGAAGUGAAGGCGUGGUUGUGGGCUGGUUUCCCAGCUGCCCAGCCUGACUUUCCACAGUCAGCAGGAUGGACCUGGAGAUGUCGGGGCUGAAGACCUUGGAGCAUGUGGCAGUGACAGUUUCCAUCACUCACCCCGGGCGCGGCAGCUUGGAACUGAAGUUGUUCUGCCCCAGCGGCAUGAUGUCCCUCGUCGGCGCCCCCUGCAGGAUGGACUUGGAUCCCAACGGCUUCAACGACUGGACCUUCUCCACUGUGCGAUGCUGGGGGGAGAGAGCCCGAGGGACCUACAGGCUUGUCGUCAGGGAUGUCGGGGAUGAGUCAUUCCAGGUCGGCAUCCUCCGGCAAUGGCAGCUGACCCUAUAUGGCUCUGUGUGGAGUUCAGUAGACAUCAGGGACAGACAAAGCCUGCUAGAGAGUGCCAUGAGUAGAAAACACCUGCAUGAUGACUUCACUCUGCCCUGCCCACCGGGGCUGAAAAUUCCUGAGGAAGAUGGUUACACCAUCACCCCCAACACCCUCAAGACCCUGGUGCUGGUAGGCUGUUUCACCGUCUUCUGGACCGUUUACUACAUGCUGGAAGUAUAUUUGAGCCAGAGGAAUGUGGCUUCCAACCAAGUUUGUAGGAGUGGACCCUGCCACUGGCCCCAUCGGAGCCGGAAAGCCAAGGAGGAAGGGACAGAGCUAGAAUCAGUGCCACUUUGCAGCAGCAAGGAUCCAGACGAAGUGGAAACAGAGAGCAGGGGCCUUUCCGCCACCUCUGACCUCCUUGUCCCAGACCUGCUGGAGCAAGGGGACUGGAGCCUGUCUCAGAACAAGAGCACCCUGGACUGCCCUCAUCAGCACCGAGACGACCUACUGCACGGGAAGGAGGAGCAGAUCUGCUGACCUCAGGGCCUGACAGUGUGGGACAGGCUCUUCUUUCCCAAAAUUAGGGAGCUCUUGAGAGAAAGCAGCCCUGAUGCUUACAUGUGGAAUCUGAGGCAUCCUCUGACUCCACUCAAAGAGGGUGAGGGCCUUCUUAAGAUACAAAUGGCAGAGGAUUGCUGCCAGAGAAGUCUGGUCAGAGCCACAGGGUCUUCCUCCAGCCAAACGGGAACUUUCGGUGAGAAGGUGUUGGACAGGGGAUUGGUGCCCCCUUUGGGUUGGCCUCCAUCCUCAUCUCUCUUGGGCCAAGCCGGUUGCCUAGGUUCCCCACACAUGGGGGACCCCCACCCACGCAUGAGUUAAGAAGAUGCCUGCCAUAGCCAGGAGCGCAUCUCAAUGGAAACGUCACUGGGGUCACUUGGGAAGAGGACUUUGGGGUAGAGGCUGGGAGGAGCCCCUGGACAUGCCUGUCCUGAAAGCGGCUACCUCCAUCAUCCAUUCCCAAGAUGCCUGAUCAGAAGCCAACCUUGAAUGAACCCCUGGCUCCUUCACCUCCGCCCCCACGAUUGGUAUGAUGCUGCUGGCACAGCUGGGAUACACACGGCUCCCCCAGGCCUGAGCUGCUUCACUAGGGAAUCCUGCGGCAGGACUGCAGAGCAGAUGGCAGACGCGCGUGUUGGAGGAGAGAGCCUUGGGAGCCACUGCCACUCCAGUCCUGCCACCACCCUGUCUUCCUCUGCAAGUGCUCAGGGAAAUGGCCUUCCUGCCGGAGGCCAACUAUCUGCCUGACAGGCUGUGACUCUUCUCUCAACCUUGGCCUUCUCCCCUCUUCUGAGCUAGUUGGUUGAAUUUUUUUUUAAUGCUUAAGAUUUGUUUUUCUCUUCUCACAGCAACAUUUUCUUGAAUUUUUUUCUGCACAGCUUUUCCAAAAUAAAAACCUUCCAAACAA
Molecule: messenger RNA, 2400 nt
Organism: Mandrillus leucophaeus (drill)
Lineage: Eukaryota; Metazoa; Chordata; Mammalia; Primates; Cercopithecidae
Product: proprotein convertase subtilisin/kexin type 7-like
Exons: 5
Coding region: 654-1472 (272 amino acids)
Biological process (GO): protein processing
Cellular component (GO): trans-Golgi network; Golgi membrane
Molecular function (GO): serine-type endopeptidase activity
Source: RefSeq, a predicted model, not a curated record